GAGGGACCCCCCCUCGCCCCGCCCCCAGCCCCGCGAGUCCUUGAAGCGGUGCACGUGGUCGGCCAGCGCGGAGGCGCUUCCUGGCUCCCGGGAGAGAGCCCGGCUGAUGAAAGGCCUCUGCCAGCUUGGAGUCACCGCGCUGGGAGUAGGCUUCUCUGUUGGCCCCGAGGCAAGCCCGGCAGGCGACUCCUACCGGCAAGUGAAGCUGAGCUGCCUGUUCCAGAAUGAACCACAGCCCAGAGAAGGGGAAGUAGCUGGUUCUCUGCUAUGGCCUGUGAACCACAGAUGGACCCUGGCAGGGCGGCCGGCCACUUGCCCACCUCCUCCCCUGGCUGGAGUGCCCUGCCAGUGGGGAGCGCUCCUGGCUGGGGGCAAGAGCUCCACAAUGGCCAGGUCCUUACAGUUCUCCGGAUCGAUAAUACCUGCGCACCUAUCUCCUUCGAUCUGGGAGCUGCAGAAGAGCAGCUGCAGACCUGGGGCAUUCAGGUCCCGGCUGACCAGUACAGGAGCUUGGCUGAGAGCGCCCUCUUGGAGCCCCAAGUGAGAAGAUACAUCAUCUACAACUCCAGGCCCAUGCGGCUGGCCUUUGCUGUGGUUUUCUACAUGGUGGUGUGGGCCAACAUCUACUCCACCAGCCAGCUGUUUGCCCCGGGGAACCACUGGGUGGGUGUGCUGCUCGUGACCCUGGCCGCCAUGAGCCUGACCCUGACUCUCAUGCUCAUCUUCGAGAGACACCAGAGGAAGGCCAACACCAACACGGACCUAAGGCUGACGGCUGCCAACGAAGCCCUGCUGCGUCACCGGGUGCUGCUGGGGGUGACGGACACGGUGGAAGGCUGCCAGAGCGUGAUUCAGCUCUGGUUUGUCUACUUUGACCUGGAGAACUGUGCGCAGUUUUUGUCUGAACAUGUUCGAGAAAUGAAGACUAGCCAAGAGUCCUUGCUGAGAAGCAGAUUGAGCCAGCUCUGUGUUGUCAUGGAGACUGGGGUAAGCCCCACGCCACCGCCAGAGGGGCCUGAGAACCUGCUGGAGGACACUCCUCUUCUGCCCAGCAGCCCUCAUCCCGCAGACAAGCCACUCAUGCAGACUGAGCUUCACCAGCUUGUUCCUGAGGCGGAGCCAGAGGAAAUGGCCCAGCAGUUGCUGGCAGUGUUUGGUGGCUACUACAUCCGGCUCCUGGUCACCUCCCAGCUCCCCCAGGCCAUGGGGACACGACACACAGACUCUCCAAAGGUCCCAUGCCCCUGCCAACUCAUAGAAGCCUACAUCUUGGGCACCGGGUGCUGCCCAUUCCUGGCCAGGUGACAUAGGGACGAAGGUACUCAUUUUCCUCCAAGACAGAAGGUGAGAAGUCAGCGAGGCCUCAGGGGCCCAAGAUGGCCAAUGGCGAGCCCGAGGUGAGAAGCACCUGGGGUACUCUGAAGGGUGUCAGUCAUGCCAGCGACAGGGUGUCACGCUCACUCUGGGACCCUGCACAGAAACGGCUGUUGACAUCCCAUGAUGACCCCAGUCCUUUUCUGAAGCCGUGGUUGCCAAGCUGGGCCAGUUACAAGCUAUUCUCCAUGCUGCUUGACACUAUGGGCCUGGGUGGAAGGGCCGCUCUGCCAGCCCUCCCUGAGGGCAGCCCAGCAAAUGUGAAGAUGACAAGACCGGGCCAGAUGUGUCCACAGGCUGGUCUCGGAUGAUGUGCCCACCUCCAACCCCUCGUGUCAGCUGGGGAAACCGAGGCCCUGGAGGGCGCUGCCUGUGUGGCGUGGCCUUGGGCCUCUGCAGUGACAAGCCUGCCUCCUCCCAGUCUGAAAAAAUGAAGUGAAUUCUCAGAAUGUUCUCCUUUUUACAGCUUUCUCCUCUGAUUCUUAAGGAAAAAACAGAGGUACCUGUGCUUGCUUUCUGCUUGUGCACAGGCUUCCAGGGGACCAAGGAAGAAAAGCAAUGACACGUGACUGUCAGUGGGACCACCCGGAGAAGACGCAUUUUGUCUGACUUGAGGACUUUCAUUCCGGGGUAUGCGUGGUUGUGCUUGUGUUAUAUUGCAGAUGUGCACUGACGGCCCUGUUUUCUGACACUGUCACUGUACUGGAGUGAAGCGUCAUCUUUGUGGAGUUCCAUGAAGAGCUCAGAGGCUUCCAGGUUCUCUGCUCCUGAAUAAAUUUGAAGACCCAUGAUUCUAUAGGCCCAAAUCUGAAAGCUCUAGCCUGGCAUUGAAAGGUUCCCCAGCCCCCCAAAUCUGCCCUUCAUUUGCAAUUUGGCUUCAUCUCCCGCAAAAUAAAAAGUUUAAGUUUAAGUUGAAACCGUUUACUGAACUAACAUACCUACUGUUCCUUUCUCCCUGUUGGGCUCCUAUGCAUGCUUCAAAGUCCAGCUUUGCUUAUCCCAAUUUUAGGAAGCUUUCCAGCAUAGCCAGUUCUGCUACUCUCUGUCUCCUUUAAAUUCUUGAUGUAGCUGCUGCCUUUGCUGAUAUUUUAUUUUAUUGAUUCUGUUCUCCUGUGCACAUGCCUGUUUUUCUAGCCAGACUAUAAUCUACUCACGGAAAAAGACUACACCUUAUCUUUGUGCACGGUCUGGUCCUGCUAAAGAGUAAUUAAUUGCUCUGUCACCUUUGUCGUAGCUUUUGCAAAUUGCUCUCUAAAAUCAUCUGAGCCUUGGCUGGUGUGGCAUACUGGAUUGAGCUCUGGCCUGUGAACCAGAAGGUUGCUGGUUAGAUCCCCAGUUAGGGCACAUGCCUGGGUUGCAGGCCAGGUCCCCGUUAGGGGGUGCACGAGAAGCAACUGCACAUUGAAGUUUUUCUUCCUCUCUCCCUCCCUUCCCCUCUGUUUCAAAAUAAAUAAAUAAACUCUUUAAAAAAGUAAACUCAGCUGAAUGAUGACGUUGGCACAGACCUGGGUUCUGCUCCUGAACUGUCGUUCCUAGUUGUGCAGUUUAACCAUCUAUAUAAAGGGCAAAUCGGAUGACUCUUAAUGGCCCUUCCAAAGCCAAAGUUACAGGAAUUUCCAGUGUUUCUUGCUCCAUUAUAGCCCUUGGCCUGUCUGUCUUUUAUGCCUUUAUGUACACAUAGAAAGAUUCUAUAGCCCCGUGUGGCUGAGGUGCAUCAGACCUGACGCACUUUUGGACAGAACCCUGGCCUAGCUGGCAGGAGGAGACCUAGAUUCUCAUCCCAGAUCUGCAGCCUCCUAGCAGCGUGACCUUGGCGAGGUCACUUAACCUGUCUGAGUGUCACUUCACUCCUUUAUGACUGGGUCCAGUGAAUGUGAAGUGUUAUGAUGUGGGUGACUUACCAUGUGAGUCUGACCAUCGCUUUCUCUGGGCCAGAGAAGAGAAAGCGUUUGUAGACCAGCCCUUGGGAAUGGCUGUGUUAGCCAACUCUUGGGGCAGCUUUGCUCAGUGAGAAUUAUUCACAGAGGUGAUUAUGGUCUGUCUCCGGCCACAGAGGCAGUGUGGGCUGGGAAUGUGAUCGGUAGAAGCCCAUGGUUACCAUCCAACCAUUAAGUCCUGGCCAGUGUGGCAACAGCACGAAAGUGUGUGUGUUAAAUGACAGAACAGCAGUUUUCCCAUUUUAGGGCUUAAGGAGCCCUCAUGUGUUUUUUCCUGCUUUUCCCUUUUUUCUGUUUCUGACACUCUGUCCUGCUGGGAGGGGCAUUCAGCUGUGCACACCAGGUAUACAUCUCAGGUUUCUCAUUCAGAAAAGUCGGCCAUCUGUCUUGCCUGCUUCACAGGGUAUCCGUGAAGACCAGGUUCAGCAAAUGAGCAUGCAUUUUAGGUUUGAAGGCUGCGUUCAUGACAGCCAUGGUGACAGUGAAGGUGGGCCAGUGACCAGAAGUGGGUGCCUGGACUCCAGAGUCAGUGAUUCCAAUCCAAGCUCUGUCUCUUAGGAGCAGCGUCCUUCCCACCCUGAGGUCUCGCCCGUCCUGCGUGGAAUGGGGAUUAGAGUGCCUGCCCAGCAGGUUAUGGUGGAGAUAAACUGGUGUCAAAAAUGUGAAGCUCUUGCAGCUUUGUGGUGCAAGCUUGAAUAUGAG
Messenger RNA from Artibeus jamaicensis (Jamaican fruit-eating bat), 4013 nucleotides. It is a transcript of the gene TMEM268, whose product is annotated as transmembrane protein 268. NCBI's taxonomy places the organism in Eukaryota, Metazoa, Chordata, Mammalia, Chiroptera, Phyllostomidae. The record is from RefSeq and is a predicted model, not a curated record. The transcript has 9 exons. The coding region runs from base 268 to 1305 and encodes 345 amino acids.